AUGCUGCACAAGAGCAGUGUAACGGCCGGACGACAGCUACGACGUAUCUCGUGGGCGAUUUUGAAGGCGCACCCGCGCAACACCGCCGGCACCGUGACCCUGAGCAGCGCCGACGCGCUCGACAUACCCGAGACCGUUUUCAAGUACUUCGACAGCGGCGCCGACGAGGGCCUGCAGGCCCUCUUCGAGGCCGUCGAGCUCGCCCGCGACGCUUACAACCGCCAGCUCGUGCCCACCGUCGAGAUGAAGCCAGGGGACGAGAGAUCUGCAUACUUCGUGUGA
Molecule: messenger RNA, 282 nt
Organism: Anthostomella pinea
Lineage: Eukaryota; Fungi; Ascomycota; Sordariomycetes; Xylariales; Xylariaceae
Source: the annotation of a GenBank genome assembly